AUGGCUACCCCUAGUGUCCUCGCGUUUGACGCUGAGGGUCGAGCCAUUGACUUUGAGGUCUGGGUCGACGACCUGCAGCUGUUCUUACAGUGCGAUAGGGCAGACGGUCUCUCUCUCUUUGACCUCACCUCUGACGCCUCUCCUGCCCCUGCUGCUGAUGCUGACCCCACUGUUCGCUCCCAAUGGGCCACGCGCGAUGCUGUUGCACGUCUUGCUGUGCGUCGCCACCUGCCUACCACUGAGCGCGCGCACUUUAGUCAGUACAAGAGUGCUCACACCUUGUACGACGCUGUAGUUGCGCGCUACUCUUCCCCUGCCACUGCUGCACUGAGUCGCCUCAUGCUAUCGUACCUCUUUCCUGACCUUGCUGCCUUUCCCACAGUCGCUGACCUCAUUACGCACCUCCGCACUAGUGACACUAGAUACCGCGCCGCGCUGCCUGCUGAGUUCUGCUCCAAGAACCCCCCCCCCAUGUACAUCACUCUCUACUAUAUAGUAACCCGCCUUCCUGACUCCCUUCGUGUAGUCAGGGACCACUUCCUCUCAGUCUGUCCCACCACUCUCACUGUUGACCUCUUAGAGAAGGCCCUCCUAGCAGCGGAGAAGACCAUAGUCGCUGUAGGAGCCUCUCGUGGUGACCCUCGCACCCCCAUCUUUGAGGGUCGGUCGGUGCGGCGUCUGCCCCUAGUGGGAGACGCCGCUCUGGCAAGGGCAAGGGGGGCAAGGGCGCGGGUGGAGCUAGCGGGGGUGGUGGAGGUGGCGGUGGAGGCGGCGGAGGGAGUGGGGGUGGCGGUGGGAGUGGUGGCGGGGGUGGAGGUGUCGAUGGCAGCAGUGGAGGCGGAGGCGGCGGAGGCGGCGGCGGUGCUAGCGGAGGCGGCGGUGGUGGCGGAGGUGGAGGAGGCGGUGGUGGAGGAGGUGGCGGUGGUCGGGGUGGCGCUUUGUAGCGGAGCAGCCCUGGUGGUGGUCAGCGCCAGCAGAAGCAGCAGCAGCAGCAGGGCUCUCGGGACAUUCCCCCCCCCUCAGCAGCUCCGUGAGUGGUACGCGCACCGUCUGCGUGGUGGGGGUUUUGGUCCGUGCACCUACGUCCUUCGCUCCGGCGACCGCGCGGGUGAGCAGUGUGGGGGUGCCCACCCCACCCAGCGCUGCUUUGGCCGCCUAACGAACGCUUGGCGUCAGCAGUUCCCGGAGGCCAGUGAGAUCCCCCGCUGGGGAGAGCUUUCUAGGGCAGGCGUAGCUAUCUAUGAUCUUGACUUUGAUGCUAUCCUUGCUGCCAUGAAUGCUGUGACUAUUAGUGAUGAGGGUGACUGUUACCGGUGCUUUCCGCCCGACCCGGGCAUUGGUACUGCUGCUCUUGGUGCUGGUGAGGCGGCUCCUCUAGGUGCCAGUGCGUCUGCGCCCUCAGGUGCUGGUGAGUCUGCGCUCUCAGACCGCACCACACUCACGCCGCUUGGUUGGCCGGUUGCAGUCUCCCUGGCAAACCUCUCUGGGGGUCCUGUCCUCUCUCACUUCUCCACUGUCCUCCCGUGUCCGGCUGCCCCCUCUGGCACCUUGUGUGGUCUUUACCUCCCCUCGUUCUCUACAAACUUGGUGAGUGGUGCUGACCUGCAGGAUGCGGGGGUUCAUCAGUUUGCUCCUGUGAGGCCUAGUCCUUCCUGUGUUCCCUGUGUCGAGGGGCGGCUCCGAGCUGCCCCUCACUCCUCUCAGUUUCCCCCGACAGAGGCCCCGCUGCAGACGCUUCACAUGGACGUGUGGGGCCCGGCUCGCGUCCGUGGACAGGGUCACGAGCGCUACUUCCUGCUGGUGGUUGACGACUACUCGCGUUACACCUCAGUCUUCCCCUUGUGCAGCAAGGGUGAUGUCACUGAGGUGUUGAUCGACUGGAUCCGCGCAGCUCGUCUCCAGCUCAGGAGGAGCUUCGGCUCGGACUUUCCUGUUCUGCGUCUGCACUCUGACCGAGGCGGAGAGUUCUCCUCUGGUCUUCUGCGAGCCUACUGUCGUCCGCAAGGCAUCCGCCAGACCUUUACGCUUCCGGACUCUCCACAGCAAAAUGGGAUUGCUGAGCGCCGCAUUGGCAUGGUCAUGGACGUCGCUCGUACGUCCAUGAUGCAUGCGGCUGCCCCCCAUUUUCUGUGGCCGUUUGCGGUUCGGUACGCGGCGCAUCAGAUCAACCUUCACCCCAGGGUCUCCAUGCCAGAGACCUCCCCAGCUCUGCUAUGGAUGGGGAAGGUAGGCGAUGCGUCUGCGUUCCGUGUCUGGGGAUCUCGCGCGUUUGUUCGCGACUUGUCUGCGGACAAGCUGUCCCCUCGUGCUGCUCCUUGUGUCUUCCUUGGCUUCCCCCCUGACUCACCAGGGUGGCAGUUCUACCACCCCUCCUCUCGUCGUGUUCUGUCCUCCCAGGACGUCACGUUUGAUGAGUCGGUCCCCUACUACGUCUCUUCCCCUACCGCACUCCUUCCCUCCCCCCGCCGCCGCACUUCCUUGUGCCAGGUAGACGCAGUCAAGCCGGUCGAGGUUGCUGGUGACUGUGGUACUGCUGCGGGUGCUGAGCCUGGGGGUGCUAACUCUGGGGGUGCUGCGCGAGUGGGUGCUGAGCCUGGGGGUACUGAGCCUGGGGGUGCUACGACUGGGGGUGCUAAGCCUUGGGGUCCUUUGCCUGGGGUUGCUGCGUCUGGAGCUGCUGAGCCUGGGGGUACUGUGUUUGGAGCUGCUGAGCCUGGGGGUGCGGAGCCCGCGGCCGCUGGACCUGCUCGUGUGGCGUCUGGCGGUUCUGGGCCUGGUGGUUCUCCGGUCGUACAGCUUGAGCUGGUGCUUCUUCGGCUGCUGAGGGUGCUGGUGCCGCCGGUCUCGGAGGUGCUAGCCCUGGGAGUGCUGGAGUUGCUGCGCCUGCGAGUGCGACUAGAGUCAGAGCUGCUGAGUGUGUUGGCGCUGAGACUACUGCUGUCUGUCCUAGCGGCGGUCCUGCUGCGGGUGCUGCUGGUGCUGCUGGAGGUACUCGAGCUGGAGCGUCGUGAGCCUGCGUCUUGUCCUGCCUCACCUGUUCGUGCUGCUCGCGCUAGUGGUCGCGGUUCGCGUCAUCGUCCUCCUCUUGUCCCUGGCACGCACCGGAUGUCUCUGUGUCCGUCCAUUGCUCCUCUGCGUGCCCCUUUGCCUUCUCCUCCUGAGUCCUCUCUUCCUGCCCUUGCCGACCCGGAGUGGGACUCUCUUCGUGCUGCCAGUCCUACUGUCACGCGUCUGCUUGCUACUGUCGUCACCGACCCCUCUUUUGAGUCCACUGCUGCGUCUGCUCUUGUUGCUCAGCUCGUCGACUUUGCUGCUCGCUGUUGUCUAGACUACGCUGCUAGUCUCGUUGCUGAGUCUGCGUCUCUCUGUCCUCCGUCCGUCGGGGGUGAGUGUGCUCUUGGCACGGACGUCCUUGAGGACAGGCAGGAGGAGUUCCACUAUAUGGCAGCUGCUUCACCUCAUCUCGUGUCCGUACUGCUUACCCCUGAGGGAGACCCGGAUGCACUUGACAUCCCGACUCCGCGCUCUUACACGGAGGCCGUAGAGGUUCCCUACUCCUCUCAGUGGCAGGCAGCUAUGGAUGCAGAGAUGGCUUCCUGGAAGUCCACAGGCACCUACGUUGACGCGGUUCCCCCACCUGGGGCGAACAUCGUCAGUGGCAUGUGGAUCUUCAGUGUGAAGCGGCCGCCGGGCUCUUCGCCUGUCUUCAAGGCGCGGUACGUGGCUCGUGGCUUCAGUCAGCCGCAGGGAGUUGACUACUUUCAGACCUUCUCUCCCACCCCGAAGAUGACCACUCUUCGGGUGCUGCUACACAUAGCCGCUCAGCGUGACUACAAGCUUCACUCCCUUGAUUUCAGCACUGCUUUUCUGCAGGGUAGCCUUCACGAGGAGAUCUGGCUGCGCCGUCCACCUGGCUUCACUGAGACUUUCCCUCCUGGCACCCAGUGGAGCCUCCAACGGCCAGUCUACGGUCUCCGCCAGGCACCGCGCGAGUGGCACGACACACUGAGGACUACACUUGCGGCUCUUGGGUUUGCUCCCUCUACUGCUGACCCGUCGCUGUUUCUACGCACCGACACCUCUUUGCCGCUGUUCUACAUCCUCGUGUACGUCGACGACUUGGUCUUUGCCACUGCUAACACUGCUGGACUCGCCCACGUGAAGUUGGAGCUGCAGAAGAGACACACGUGCACAGACCUGGGUGAACUGCGCAGCUACCUUGGCUUGCAGAUCACCCGGGACAGAGCACGCCGCACCAUUACCCUGACUCAGUCACACAUGGUGCAGCAGGUCCUUCAGCGCUUCGGCUUCACGUACUCCUCGCCUCAGGCCACUCCUCUACCUACUCGCCACUCGCUCUCAGCUCUGCCUUCGGAUGAGUCCGUAGAGUCGAGUGGCCCGUACCCAGAGCUUGUUGGCUGCCUCAUGUACCUGAUGACGUGCACACGACCUGACCUUGCAUACCCUCUUAGCAUUCUUGCACGCUAUGUUGCUCCUGGGAGACACAGACCAGAGCACAUGGCUGCAGCGAAGAGGGUGUUGCGCUACUUGUGCAGUACGUCGGGCAUGGGGCUAGUGCUUGGAGGGCAGAGUCCAGUGGUCCUCACAGGGCACGCGGACGCUUCUUGGGCUGAUGACCAGGCUACGCAGCGGUCGUCACAGGGCUACAUCUUCAGCCUUGGUUCCGGCUCUGUUUCGUGGCGGGCUACUCGCUCGUCCUCUGUUCUCGGCUCCAGUUGUGAGGCCGAGAUCUACGCUGGGGCCAUGGCUGCAUAG
Messenger RNA from Closterium sp. NIES-65, 4776 nucleotides. The record is from the annotation of a GenBank genome assembly. Lineage: Eukaryota; Viridiplantae; Streptophyta; Zygnematophyceae; Desmidiales; Closteriaceae.